Molecule: messenger RNA, 2238 nt
Organism: Triplophysa rosa
Lineage: Eukaryota; Metazoa; Chordata; Actinopteri; Cypriniformes; Nemacheilidae
Gene: oxld1
Product: oxidoreductase-like domain containing 1
Exons: 2
Coding region: 149-559 (136 amino acids)
Cellular component (GO): mitochondrion
Source: RefSeq, a predicted model, not a curated record
UGCAGCAGAGGUCACACAUGAUUCAAAUAUGGACGCCGUGAGCUGUUGCAUUUGAAUGGUGUUUUUAUUUUCUUAUUUUGUAGCAGAUAUGGUUUGAUUUAUAUGGAUAACAUGGCGAUUCCCGAAACAACGUGAGCCUGUUUGUGAGAUGUCUUCUACUUCAAUAUGUUCACUCAGAGCUGUGUCGUGUUUACAAAGGAUGUGCACUUACUACACGGCCAUUUUUAAAACAAAACCCCCUCAUGGGUCUCAGAGCAGAGCUUUGCACUACACAGCCUACAGACUUCAAUGUUCAGCCCCAGAGUCUUCUUCCACUCUCAGAAGUUCUCAGGGGACACGGACCACCUCUGAACCUGCAGACGAGGGUCCUCCAUCUCCCCCCACCUGCUGCUGUAUGAGCGGCUGUUAUAACUGCGUAUGGAUCGAGCAUGCUGAGAAGCUCCUGAAAUAUUACAGUGAUGGUGGAGAGAGUGCUCUGGAGGCCAUUGAGGAGAACGUUCACGAUGACAACCUGAAGGCUUUUCUUAAAAUGGAGAUCAGGUUGCUGAAGAAGCCUUGAUAAGAGCUAAGCUGAGUCUGUUCUGAGACAAGACAUCAAAGUAUUAUUUACAUUACAAUUACGCAUGCUUUUUACCAGUGAUAAAUUCAUUCUUAUUGUUAUAUGAAAUGUUUUCUAGCACUUUUUCAAAACAAGUCCUCUCACUAAUGCUGGUAAGAAUGUUUGUUGUAAAUGUUCAUAAUGUUUCAUAUCAAUGGUCUACAGCAGUAGUCACCAACCCUGCUCCUGGAGAUCAACCGUCCUGCAGCUCAAACCCUGCUUCAGCACACCUGUCUGUAAUUAUCAAGCAAACCUGAACACCUUGAUUAGAUAUUUUUUGAUUGUGUUUGAUUGGGGUUGGAGCUGAAAUCUUCAGGACCGUCGAUCUUCAGGAGCAGGGUUGGUGACCACUGGUCUACAGAAUGGACAGAUGUCAGACUACAACCAUGAUAAGGCCUUGUUAUCUAGAGAAGCAUAAUUUUUCUUUAAUAAAAUGUACACAUCAAAAGUGAUAUUUAAUGAAUAUACAUAUAGGGGCGGUUUCCCGGACUGGGAUUAUUUAAAACCAGGAGUCAAGGACUAGGCCUUAGUUAAAUUAGGACAUUUAAGUAGUUUUAACAAACAUGCCUUGCAAAAAAAACAUUACUUGUGUGCAUUUUGAGACAGCACAAAGGCACUGAUGUAUUUUAAGAUAUUUCAGUGCAAGCUGUUUUCAGUUUGGACAGCUCUUACAUUUAUUUUAGUCUUGGACUAGUCUAAUCCCUGUCUGGGAAACCACCCCUUAAUGUUUGCACAUUGGAUGAGAGCGUACAAUAUUGCUUAUUUAUAGUAUUUAUAUAUACUGUAUGUAGCUAUUUGCUGUUGAAAUAAAUUAGUAACUUAAAAGUGCAGAACAAAUUAUUUUUGCAAGGAUGGAUUUGUAAACAGGCACAUUCAGCAUACAGAGUGGUUCAAAUAUGUAGUAAAAAUCAACGUUUUCAAUUCCCAAAUGUGUUCAAAACUGUUCUGUUCAAUUCUGAUUUGACUUAACUCAAAUGUUAAUAUGAACAGAAUAGAGUCAUAACUGACAGAUCAGCUCUUGUGGCAUUAGAUCUCACAUGAUGUGGCUCUUCAUAAUCAUCUGGCUUGGUCUUGGCAUUAGCCGAUGCUUGUAUGAGCGAUUUUUAUGACGACAGUCAUCCUGAUCUGUAUACAUGUGAGUCAGCAUAUGAGGGCUUGAUGGCGCGUGCCGGGCUGAGACCAUGUAGCAGGGUUAUGAUCCAGAUGCUUGAGGGAUUUGCGUCGAAUGCCGUGAAUUGCUCUUAGAUAUUAUGUGGAUGAGAAGCACGGGUGACUGUGCGUCACUGUGGGGAUGCUCGUGAUAGUCAUUAAUGAUAGCGAAAUGUUCGAAGUGUUGUUCUGUGUAAGACUUUUAAUACAUUUGUGCACAAAUAUAAUACAUGAAACAUUUCCAUAACUAUAAUUCUUUUAAUAUAACAAAAAAUUGUAGUCCCAUGAUCUUAUUUUAGUGCUGUUGUAAUGCGUAGCAUCAUAUAAAGUUAUGUAAUUGGUUAAAUGAGUUUAAUAACUACUAGGAAUAUUAGUCUAGUCAUGUGUUUUCAUUAUUUGGGCAUUGUUACUGACAUCCCCGUAAUCUCACAUUAGAGCAUAUGGACGUCAGGAACCCAGCAUCUUUGUGUGAUUGAUCGAGUUCUUUUGUU